Molecule: messenger RNA, 1428 nt
Organism: Torulaspora globosa
Lineage: Eukaryota; Fungi; Ascomycota; Saccharomycetes; Saccharomycetales; Saccharomycetaceae
Gene: JHD1
Product: [Histone H3]-lysine-36 demethylase
Exons: 1
Coding region: 1-1428 (475 amino acids)
Biological process (GO): protein demethylation; regulation of transcription by RNA polymerase II
Molecular function (GO): histone demethylase activity; transcription coregulator activity
Source: RefSeq, a predicted model, not a curated record
AUGGAUACAUGUAACUAUUGCCAAUCAAAUUCGCCGCUGGAAACGCUUUGGGUACAGUGCGAUCUGUGUCCGCAAUGGGUCCACGUCUCGUGCGUACCUAUUAAAUGUAUUUAUUACGGACCUUCGAAGAUACCACAACGACAGGUUUCCGAGUAUCCAAAGGUGUCAAAAGACAUAGCUGGCUUCCACUGUAGCAAUCAUGGUUCCGAAGGGAAACUUUAUGUCAAGGCCGCCAAAAUGAAGAGAAGGAGAAGCAGUGAUGAUCAGAAAACAGUAAACUCGCCGAAAAAGCGAUAUAGUCUAAGAAGCAGGCAACAAAUCGACUACAUUGCACUCAACGAAGGCGACGAUGUCAAGCUCAAGCACAUACACCCACAUACGGAUGCCUUUCUGGAUUGCUUCAAGCGUUGGGAGAAUACAACAAACUUCAUAACAGCGAAGAACUUCCAUGACAAGUUUGCGAGCCUGCGGGAACCCCUGAAAAUUAUAGAUCCUCAGAACUCCGGCAUGAAAACACCGAAGUCGUCUGAAGGACAGCCGUUAACCGUCGAGGAAAUUAGUCUUAUCCUUGGCGAUGACUAUCCUGUGGAUGUGAUGGAUGUUCAGACGCAGCAGAACGAAAGAUGGACAAUGUCACGAUGGAACCAAUAUCUCACACAAACCAAAGCCGAAAGCAGAGACCGGGUGCGAAACGUGAUAUCUCUAGAGGUGUCGCACAUAAAGAAUUUGAAUAUUGAGAGACCGAUAGCCGUGGAGGAGAACGAUCUAGUGAACGUAAUAUGGAGAUCGAUGGGUCAUGGAGACGAGAAACCAAAGGUAACUAGAUAUGUUCUCAUGUCAGCAGGGAAUUCCUAUACAGAUUUUCAUUUGGACUUCGCUGGCACUUCUGUAUACUAUAACUUAAUCUCGGGCAAUAAAAAGUUUAUUCUGUUCCCUCCGACGGAGUCCAAUUUGAAGAAGUACGCGGACUGGUGCUGCGACAUAAAUCAGAGUGCCAUUUUUCUGGGAGACUUGCUGACCGACGGUGUCGCCAUGGAGCUGCGAGCGGGCGAUCUUUUCAUGAUUCCCUCCGGAUUCAUCCACGCAGUAUACACACCAGUGGACUCGCUUAUCAUUGGGGGUAAUUUUCUAACAGUACGUGAUAUUGAGACACAGCUAGAAGUCGUUCGUCUGGAGAGAAUGACCAAAGUACCGAAGAGAUUCACGUUUCCCAACUUCGACCUCGUCAUGGGCAAAUGCUGCGAAUGGUUCCUAUCCGCGGCAGAAACAGAUGAAGAGGCUGAUCGGAACCUUAGAGAUUUGAUCUCACCAAAGGCUUUACAUGCCCUUAUUAGAUACAUGGAAGAUCCGACGACGAAAUACAAGCCGAUUCACCAGCCUUCCAAAAGAAUGCUGAUAAAACGACUUCAGGAGCUCAAUAGAAUCUGA